Molecule: messenger RNA, 494 nt
Organism: Caenorhabditis angaria
Lineage: Eukaryota; Metazoa; Nematoda; Chromadorea; Rhabditida; Rhabditidae
Source: the annotation of a GenBank genome assembly
AUGGCAUUCUGUUGUUUGUGGAAACCAUUCUUCAACGGAAAAUCAAACAAUGAAGAGAAAGAAGAGGAAGAACAAGAAGAAAAUACUGUUCAAAUUGUCAAAAAUGAAGAUUUGAAUGAAUCCGAUGAUGGAUCUCUGUCAUCCACAGAUUCAGAUUCGAUGUUCUCGUCUGAUGAAGAAGAAGACAUUCCAGUCGAAGUGAAAAUGCGUCAAGCCUAUCAGCGUGGAAAAUAUCCUCAACUUGGUCUUCUUUUUGACUUGUUAUCGGACAGCAGCGCUGAAGAUCUUUGUCAAGUGAGUUGUUUUUUGCUUUGAUAUGUGCCUAUGAAAAAUUUAAAUAUAUAUAUAUAUAUGUUUUCUAGCAACUUGAUCGCAUUCCGGAAAGUGACAACGAAGAAGAUGGGGAUGAAGAUGAUGAAGAAUGUGAGCAAGAAAAGAAGGAAGGGAAUCGAGGAUCUUAUGGAAAUCCCAUCGAAAAAGUGAACACAAAAUAA